Messenger RNA from Pteronotus mesoamericanus, 1773 nucleotides. RefSeq names its product Y-box-binding protein 1-like. Lineage: Eukaryota; Metazoa; Chordata; Mammalia; Chiroptera; Mormoopidae. The record is from RefSeq and is a predicted model, not a curated record. Gene Ontology annotation, biological process: regulation of gene expression. Gene Ontology annotation, cellular component: nucleus. Gene Ontology annotation, molecular function: nucleic acid binding.
AUGCCUCGGGGUUGGAGUAAGGGGUACCCUACCGCAGACCAGGAAAGGGAUGGAGAGCAGUAUGCUGGAACUACCAAUAAUUGGCGUUCGCUGAUGGAGAAGGGCUUAGCUGCUUCCUUCUUCCCAUUGCCUAUGUUUCAUGGACUGUGGUAUUUUCAGAAGCCAGGGGGAGAUAAAACAAAAUGGACAAAGAGGGGAGAAAUCAGAGUUCGAUCGGUAGCGGGAGCGGAGAGCGGACCCCGGAGAGCCCUGAGCAGCCCCGCCGCCGCCGGCCUAGUUACCAUCACACCCCGGGAGGAGCCGCAGCUGCCGCAGCCGGCCCCGGCCACCAUCACCGCAACCGUGAGCGGCGAGGCCGAGGCCCGGCAGCCGCCUGCCGCCCCCCGCCCCCCCCUCCGGGCCGCUCCCACCCUCAGCGCUGGCGACACCAAGCCCCGCACCACGGCACUCAUAUCGGCGGCGCCUGCCAGCGGGGACAAGAAGGUCAUCGCAACGAAGGUUUUGGGAACAGUAAAAUGGUUCAAUGUAAGAAACGGAUAUGGUUUCAUCAACAGGAAUGAGACCGAGGAAGAUGUAUUUGUCCACCAGACUGCCAUAAAGAAGAAUGACCCCAGGGAGCACCUUCGCCGUGUAGGAGAUGGGGAGACGGUGGAGUUUGAUGUUGUUGAAGGAGAAAAGGGUGCGGAGGCAGCCAAUGUCACAGGCCCUGGUGGAGUUCCAGUGCCAGGCAGUCACUAUGCAGCGGACCGUCACCACUAUAGACGCUGUCCACGUCCCAGGGGCCCUCCACGCACUGACCAGCAGAAUGACCAGGACAGUGAGAGUGGGGAAAAGAAUGAGGGAUCGGAGAGUGCGCCUGAAGGCCGGGCCCAAGGGCGCCGGCCCUACCGCAGGCCACGGUUCCCCCCUUACUACCUGCGGAGACCCUACGGGCGUCGACCACAAUAUUCCAGCCCUGCUGUGCAGGGACGCGUGCUGGAGGGUGCCGACCACCAGGGUGCGGGAGAACAAGGGAGACCAGUGAGACAGAAUAUGUAUCGGGGCUACAGGCCACGAUUUCGCAGGGGCCCUCCUCGCCCAAGACAGCCUAGAGAGGACGGCAAUGAAGAAGAUAAGGAAAACCAAGGAGAUGAGACCCAAGGUCAGCAGCCACCUCAACGUCGGUACCGCCGCAACUUCAAUUACCGACGCAGACGCCCAGAAAACCCUAAACCACAAGAUGGCAAAGAGACAAAAGCAGCCGAUCCACCAGCUGAGAAUUCGUCCGCUCCCGAGGCUGAGCAGGGCGGGGCUGCGUAAAUGCUGGCUUACCACCUCUACCAUCAUCCGGUUUAGUCAUCCAACAAGAAGAAAUGAAUAUGAAAUUCCAGCAAUAAGAAAUGAACGAAAGAUUGGAGCUGAAGACCUUAAGUGCUUGCUUUUUGCCCGUUGAUCAGAUGACUAGAACUAUCUGCAUUAUCUAUGCAGCAUGGGGUUUUUAUUAUUUUUAUCUAAAGACGUCUCUUUUUGGUAGUGACAAACGUGUUUUUAAAAAAAAAAUAAGCCUGGUUUUUCUCAAUACACCUUUAAAGGUUUUUAAAUUGUUUCAUAUCUGGUCAAGUUGAGAUUUUUAAGAACCUCAUUUUUAAUUUGUAAUAAAAGUUUACAACUUGAUUUUUUCAAAGAAGUCAACAAACUGCAAGCACCUGUUAAUAAAGGUCUUAAAUAAUUAAAAAAAAAAAAAAAAAAAGACGGAGAAAUCAAUAAGAAAUAACACACCCAGCCAGAAAAGCA